Messenger RNA from Raphanus sativus (radish), 1700 nucleotides. RefSeq names its product protein DJ-1 homolog C-like. The transcript has 8 exons. Gene Ontology annotation, cellular component: nucleus; cytosol. Lineage: Eukaryota; Viridiplantae; Streptophyta; Magnoliopsida; Brassicales; Brassicaceae. Gene Ontology annotation, biological process: guanine deglycation, glyoxal removal; protein deglycation, glyoxal removal. Bases 86 to 1483 code for a protein of 465 amino acids. Gene Ontology annotation, molecular function: protein deglycase activity. The record is from RefSeq and is a predicted model, not a curated record.
CUUUCUUCUAGAGAGAUGUAGAGUCUAGUAGAUAAGACUCUCUCUCUCUCUCUCUCUCUCUCUCUCUCUGCAUUAGCAAUCGUCAAUGUUGUCUUUGGGUGUUUCGCUGAGUCCAACUUUAACAGAGCGGAGGCUCAUGUCUUCGAUGUGUUCUGUCUCCACGAUGGUUGCUUUGGUUUCUUUACCAGUGUCAAAAAGGAAGCCCCGAAGUUUAGGACUCAACGCUUCAGCGUCACCAAGUACUGAACCAACAACGCCAUAUAUCGAUGUUGACGUCGUGUCUACUUCCAAAAAGGUGCUUGUUCCGAUUGGAUACGGUACGGAGGAGAUCGAAGCUGUUGUGUUAGUUGAUGUUCUACGGCGAGCUGGUGCAGAGGUCACUCUUGCUUCCGUGGAGCAGAAGCUAGAGGUUGAAGGGUCUUCAGGGACCAAGUUGCUUGCUGAUGUCUUAAUCUCAAAAUGUGCCGAACAAGUUUUUGAUCUUGUUGCUUUGCCUGGAGGUAUGCCUGGUGCUGUUAGGUUAAGAGACUGUGUGACUCUGGAGAAGAUCAUGAAGAGACAAGCUGAAGAUAAGAGGUUGUACGGUGCUAUAUCCAUGGCUCCUGCUGUUACUCUUCUUCCAUGGGGACUUUUGACUAGAAAGAAGACAACAGGACAUCCUGCUUUUUUCGGGAAGCUGCCUACGUUUUGGGCUGUGAAGACAAACAUUCAGAUCUCAGGGGAGCUUACAACUAGCCGUGGACCAGGCACUUCUUUUCAGUUUGCUCUUUCCUUGGCUAACCAGCUCUUUGGAGAAACCACAGCCAAAACCGUUGAAGAGGUUCUGCUUCUGCGUGAUGGUUACCAGAAUCCUAAGACGGAAGAGUUUAAUAGCGUUGACUGGUCUCUAAACCGCACACCUCGUGUAAGGCAGCAUGUUCUUAUGCCGGUAGCUAAUGGUUCUGAAGAGGUUGAAGUGGUCACAAUUGCAGAUGUUCUUAGAAGAGCCAAAGUAGAUGUCACAGUCGCAUCAGUAGAAAGAUCUUUGCGGAUUACAGCAUCUCAAGGAACCAAAAUUGUCACCGACAAAUUGAUCGGUGAAGCUGCUGAAUCAUCAUAUGAUCUAAUCCUUCUUCCGGGAGGCCAUGCUGGCUCAGAACGUCUACAGAAGUCUAAACAUCUCAAGAAGCUACUCAAAGAACAACAAGAAGCUGGGAGAAUAUAUGGAGCUGCUAACUCUUCAUCAACUGUCCUGCAUAAACACGGUUUACUCAGGGAGAAGAGAACAGUUGUGUACAUUUCAGAGACAGACGGGCGUGCAAAUGACCGAAUGAUCCAAGGGGCAGAAGUUGUUAUAGAUGGAAACGUAAUUACAAGUUUGGGGCUCGCAACUGUUACUAAUUUUUCUCUAGCUAUUGUUAGUAAGCUGUUUGGACAUGGUAGAGCAAGAAGUGUUUCAGAAGGGCUUGUGCAUGAGUAUCGAGGGAAUUUGAAGGCAUCUUGAUCAAGAUACACAGUUAGAGGAUGAGUCCACUGCUGAUCUUAUACUGAAGUCUUUUGUUCAGCAUUUUGGUAGCAACCCAUCUCUAUCCAGGGAUUUUUCAUGAGACAACCCUAGGAAAUUUUGCCAGUUAAGUUAGUUUUGUAUAAGAUUUUGUAUUCCCAGUUGGAGACUACAGCAUAUGGUUCAUUCUAAACUUGAUGUUUCCAUUUGUAUACUC